Messenger RNA from Mycetomoellerius zeteki, 1858 nucleotides. RefSeq names its product misato mitochondrial distribution and morphology regulator (gene mst). Gene Ontology annotation, cellular component: mitochondrion; cytoplasm. The record is from RefSeq and is a predicted model, not a curated record. Gene Ontology annotation, biological process: mitochondrion organization. Lineage: Eukaryota; Metazoa; Arthropoda; Insecta; Hymenoptera; Formicidae. Bases 245 to 1858 code for a protein of 537 amino acids. The transcript is spliced from 6 exons.
GUCCGGAAAUAACCUAACUGACCUAACAAUUAAUUAAGAAAGGUGGAAGAUAUAUUUACUCUCUUCAUCUGAAAGGUGGAGAGCAGGCAGGAAGUCUACUUGAUGGAUAACAUUGAAACAGAUUUAGAUAUCUCCUAUCCAUCAGUAUAAAAUAGGCAAAUAAAUUUUUUAUACUUGGUCGAGAGAAAAAAAGAGAGACUUUAAUACAUUGUUUUAUAAAGAACAAAAUAUAAAUUUGACAAGUAUGACAACACGGGAAAUUUUGACCAUUCAAUUGGGUCAUUAUUCGAAUUUUAUUGGCACGCAUUGGUGGAAUCUGCAGGAAUCUAAUUUUAUGUACGACCCGAAGAAUCCAUCCGAGAUAAAUCAUGACGUACUAUAUAAAGAAGGUGAAAACAUGCGAAAACAAGUAACAUUCACGCCAAGAUUGUUAAUAGCAGAUUUAAAAGGAGCAUUAGGUUACCUGAAUGAACAAGGUUCUUUAUAUGAUACAGAAUCUUCAGACAAUCAGCUGCUAUGGGAUAAUACAAAAUUAGAAGUUACCAGCGCCGAACCCAGUCCAAAAACACCUUUUAUUCAGAAUUUAAAUAAACUUGAUAGAGUAGUGGAUUCAGAAAAUUUCAACUUUGAAAGCGAUGUGAGGUCAUGGGUUGACUUUCUUUUACCACAAUUCCAUCCAAGAACAGUAAUGGUUAUCAAACAGUAUUUACACAAUUGUACACAGCGGCCAUUUAAUAUAUUCACGUAUGGACGCGAUCUAUGGUCUACGGAACAAUUCUUUGACAAUUUCACAGACAAAAUACGAUUAUAUGUAGAAGAGUGUGAUUUAAUGCAAGGAUUUCAGGUGCUUAUGGAUUCUGAUGAUGGCUUUGCUGGUCUUGGAGCGUCUUGCGUUCAGCAUCUACAUGAUGAGUAUGGAAAGAGUAUCUUGACAUUUCCAUGUCUUGACUUUAAUAAUGCCGAACCUAGUGCAUCGGACUUAGUUAAAGUUGUCAAUACAGCAUUAUGCUGGCAACACAUCGGAGAGAAUUCAUCGCUUUAUAGUCCACUUUCUUGUGGACAAGUUGGUUGGCCAUUCGGAGCUGAUUCACGUAAAUUUGAGAAUAUAACAUAUAAUCCAGAGCUAAAAUAUCACAGUAGCGCGAUAUUAGCGACCGCUUUAGAUACAUUGAGCUUGAGAUAUAGAACUAAGAAGUAUCCGAGCGCCAGCUUAUCCGAUUUGUGUGCCGAUUUGAACAAACUAGGUCGCAAAGCUGCGGCGACUAGUCUGAGCCUGCCGUUUCCUAUGAAGAUGAAAAUGGAUUUAAUAGAUGUAUUAGAUGAAUUCGAAGGCUCUCUAUGGACAAGCCUAACACCAAGCUGCGAUAUACCAAUGGAUAAUAAUAUGCAAAGUAUAGUGUUACGAGGAAUUCCCGAAGACAGAAUAAAGCGACCUAUUCACGAAGCUAGUAAACAAAUGUCCAAACCAGCCUACAGAUGCUCCAGCGUACAUGAAAUGAUGACGUUGUAUCUGGCAUGUACAUGUCAUGCAUCAGCUACAUAUUUAUCCAACAUUGAGGCACCGUUGAAAAUUGCUUUACCAUAUCCAAAGAUCUUUAAUAAUAACGUAACUAAGGAUGGGAAUAUCGCCGGCUGGCCUGUAGGAACCGAUGUUAACUCGAUUGCAGUAAUGGCUGGAAUGCACAGCGGUAGUAAUGUCGCGGCAAUGUACGAAUCUCUACUUAAACAAACUAAAAGGAUAAGAAGUAUCAAGAAAUUCCAUGCCUUUACGGAUUCCGGACUCGAGGAAGACGAAUUUAUGGAAUGUAUUCAUAAUUUAACAGAUUGUAAAGAGGCAUAUGAAGAUUAUUAUAUCUAA